CGUGUCAAGCUGGACUCACUAAGUUGUGGUGGUUACUGUGAUGAAGCUGAGCGCUUUGUUCUGUGCGCUCUUCUUUCUUCCUGCCUCACUUCCUGUGUACAGUGUGGUUUGGCAUUGAACAUACACCCAUGCACCCCCCACCCCCACCCCACCACCGCCACCGGACCUGCGAAACACACACUUUAUCUGGGAUUAAUGCACUCGGUGCCGCUCGCUUCGGACGGCCUGCUCGGGUCAUCGUCUCUCGUCCGACGUGCGGCUCUACGGCCCGAGCGCAACCCCCCCGACAAUGUGCUCCCACUCUGACGAUUCCCUUUUUAGCACGAGCUUCCGUGUGCGAUUGGAGAAGAGACGCUCUUUAGCUCGACGCGUGUCGGAAGUGUCCUCAUCCUACAAGGAAGACGCCCCUCGCGCACACACGCAAGUAGACUCACACACCCUGGACACCAGCUUUUGGAUGAAUCGCUGCUGCACGGUGCAGGUCUGCGGCCACGCGGACGAUACGUAGGAGCGCGAGGACCAGGAACGCUCGGCCCUCGGAUCUCGGCUCUGGCGGAAGGCGAGCAGGCUCCAGCCCCCCGGAGACACCCAAGGCCGCUUCGACGGCACCGAGUCCCGGACAGCGAGCGGCCAGCGAAGAACCCAGACAUGUGGGGCAGCCGCCGGGGGCGGGCUCAAUAACACGGUUACGGAGCGCAGCGCUUUACUCCUCACGCCCUGCUGUCGGCGACCGCUCCGAUUGGUCCGUCUCCCCGCAGGCCGGAUUUAUAGGUUGCCGAAAGAUUUGUGCACAUAAGGAGAUUACGGAAUUAACGUGGUUCUUGUGUGAUUGUAGGAGACAAUUGAUAUUGGGUUUUAAUCGCUGCAGCGCCGCACGGAGCCUCAUUCGCCGGGGCUCGCCACGCGGACGCCUCGCGGCGCCAUCCCGGCAAUCGCGAGCGGGCCGAGGGCGCCCCGACGACGCAACGACCGGGCAGGAGGCCGGCGGGCGAUGAGCCGGAGCGAACGCUCGCCCUGAUCCGCCGCGGCGGGAAGGACGGCUCCGUCGCCGGGUUCCGGGGCCGCCGCGCUCCCCUCUCGUCCCGUCUCGAGGGUCUCCACCGGCAGGGCGGCCUCCUCCGUCUUCCUCGCCGUCUGGCGCUCGCCUCGCUCCUCCGCGCUCUUUCUCGUGCCGUUCCUACCUGGCCGCCGCUCCCCGUUGGUUCGCUCGUUCGCUCUUCGUCACGAUGCGCGUCUCCCUCCUGCUCUCCAGGCUGCUUCUCCUGGGCGCGCUUUGGCCGCUUGCCCUGCCGGGCGGACCCCGCUUCCCUGGGCAUCGAAGGCACAAGGACGUUUACCUGGGGGAGCACGUCAGCCACAAGCACGGAGGACACAUAGACUUCAAGAUGAAGAAGUCAGACAGCACCAAGUCCCUGCUCAUCAAGUCAGAGCAGCUCCUGCGUAUCGAAGACCACGACUUUGCUAUAAGACCUGGCUUUGGAGGUGCAGCGAUCCCGGUGGGCAUCGACGUCCAGGUGGAGAGCAUCGACAGCAUUUCGGAAGUCAACAUGGACUUCACCAUGACGCUGUACCUACGGCAUUACUGGCAAGACGACCGCCUCGCCUUCCCCUCCAGCAACAACAAGAGCCGCACCUUCGAUGCCCGGCUGGUGAAGAAGAUCUGGGUGCCCGAUGUGUUCUUUGUACACUCCAAACGCUCCUUCAUCCAUGACACCACCAUGGAGAACAUCAUGCUGAGGGUCUACCCUGACGGCAACAUCCUCUACAGCGUGAGAAUCACGGUGACGGCCUUGUGCUCCAUGGACUUCAGCAGGUUCCCCCUGGACACGCAGAAUUGUUCUCUGGAGCUGGAGAGUUAUGCAUAUAAUGAGAACGACCUGAUGCUCUACUGGAAGAACGGAAAUGAUUCUUUAAGGACUGAUGAAAUUCUGCUCUCUCAGUUUUUUAUUGAGGAAUUUAACCCCUCCUUUGGAUUGGCCUUCUACAGCAGUACAGGCUGGUACAACAGGCUCUACAUAAACUUCCUUCUCAGGAGGCACAUCUUCUUCUUCAUGCUGCAGACGUACUUCCCCACCAUGCUGAUGGUGAUGCUCUCUUGGGUCUCCUUCUGGAUUGACCGACGGGCCGUUCCGGCUCGCGUCUCGCUAGGUAUCACUACUGUGCUGACCAUGUCCACCAUCAUCACAGGCGUGUCUGCGUCCAUGCCUCAGGUGUCCUAUGUCAAGGCGGUGGACAUAUAUCUGUGGGCCAGCUUUCUCUUCGUCUUUCUGUCCGUCAUUGAAUAUGCUGCUGUCAACUACUUCACCACCAUCGAGGAGAUGAAGAAGCACAAAGGGGGGACGGUUCCUACUACCUUCAACACUGCCGAGGCCAUGGCUUUCGACGGAUGUUUCCAUGAUAAUGACAUUGACCUACAACCAUUUCCUGACAUUUCUGGACCCAACGCCUCCGACCAGCCAACAUCCCAUCAUAACUCGGCCCAAUCGCCUGCCUCUGAGGGCACCUGGCUGCACCGAAAACGAUCGGUGAGGAAGAACCUGGAUUUCAUCAUGAGCAACAGCUACAUGAUUGACUCCUACUCUCGUGCCCUUUUUCCUCUGGCUUAUCUGCUCUUCAACAUUAUCUACUGGAGCAUGUAUUCUUAGACAUGCUCUAAAGCACAGAACCAGUUCUCUGAAGGAGAGAAGCCUGCAUUCUCGGGUCAUGAACAUGGCAGCGUCCGAUGGCCCUAAGCUGCAGUAUGCAGCAGCAACAGGCCAAAGCACUGAAUACUGUAAAUGACAACUAUGACUUGAAACAGCACUGACAUCCCUAAAUGACACGUCGUUUGCCAAAAAAGCACUUAUACUACAGCACCCUGGUCCAAAAGCACCGAUACACUAAUACCCUACUAUUGUGGGCAGCAAUGGUUAAAAACUUGGGUCUGUCACAAGAGCACAGGUCACCCGUUCCAGUUCCUUUUUACAUGGCACCUGUAAACAGAUUGAACCUGGUGACCAGUUGCACCGUUCACCUGUGUAACAGUGCGAAACCAUCCGAUAAACAAUGAGAGAACAAAGCAAACACUGGGGCCGAAACGCUACGCAUCGCAUUCAUAUCCUGGUCCUGCUCUUCCGCAAGUCUGGUUUCUUGGGCUUGGUGCUUGAAGAACUGGCUUGGCUGCAUUGCAUCACGGAACAGUUCCUUGUCGGCUGACAUACACACAAAACAGCAGUACGAAAAAGUGCAGUCAAGAGUGCAAAUUUGAACACAAGGUGGACCGGCUAUAGUGGCUCCAAAUGUCACCAUAAGGCCGUUGCGCUUUUAAAGCUUGAGCAAAUUGAAAUGAAGCCAAGGUGUGUUUGUGUACAUGGCUGAGUGAAGCUCACAGGUCUGGCAUGGAACGACAGCGUUCUAAUCGUACACACACCUCAGAACAGUGUGCCGUGGGUGUGCGAGCGAGCAUUUGUGUGCAUGUGUCCAAUGAAGAAAAAUACCUGAACAAAAUAUCAAAUGCUGAAACUAAAAAAAAAUGUUUUAUUGUUUCUUCUUUGUGGAUUAUUAACAUGCAAAUCAAUAACUACUGUAUACUGUACAACUACAAAGCACAAUAAAAGAUGUUUUACCAACUUCAGUAAAACUUGUAUCAAGUACUAAGUGUUUACAUUAAAAGAAAAAGUUGAUAAAACCAACUCAAACUUCAUU
Messenger RNA from Scleropages formosus (Asian bonytongue), 3684 nucleotides. RefSeq names its product gamma-aminobutyric acid receptor subunit rho-3. Lineage: Eukaryota; Metazoa; Chordata; Actinopteri; Osteoglossiformes; Osteoglossidae. Gene Ontology annotation, molecular function: extracellular ligand-gated monoatomic ion channel activity; transmembrane signaling receptor activity. The coding region runs from base 1227 to 2645 and encodes 472 amino acids. Gene Ontology annotation, biological process: monoatomic ion transmembrane transport. Gene Ontology annotation, cellular component: membrane. The record is from RefSeq and is a predicted model, not a curated record. The transcript is spliced from 10 exons.